Messenger RNA from Xylaria bambusicola, 1600 nucleotides. RefSeq names its product FMN-dependent dehydrogenase. The transcript has 7 exons. The coding region runs from base 251 to 1444 and encodes 397 amino acids. The record is from RefSeq and is a predicted model, not a curated record. Gene Ontology annotation, molecular function: oxidoreductase activity; FMN binding. NCBI's taxonomy places the organism in Eukaryota, Fungi, Ascomycota, Sordariomycetes, Xylariales, Xylariaceae.
CCUCGGCCAUGGAAACCAAACAUGGCAAUAUUCUUAAUUAUGAGACCUCCGUUGAAUGCCUAUUGUAGAAGGUCACGUUAUUUAACUUUAGUAGAAAGCCUCAAGGCAGGGUGGAGACGAAGACUGCUUAUAAGUACUAGAAUGCUGCGCUGCCCGAAGCCGGGAAUCUGUUCUAUUAUGACAUCUCAAUUUGACAAGCCAAUCCGUGCCAGAUCUCUUCGGUCUCAAACAGACCAACCGUUAAUUAGAGAUGCGUUCCUUUGGCUUCCUCACGGUUUUGGCAGCUAUUGCGGCUGCCUACGAUGUCUGGGUCAAUGAGGUGGACACUGGACUUGAGAAAUUCCUGUACAGCACCAACUGGACCGAGGGUACACAGCCAGCGCUGAAGGACAUGCGAGCAAUUUCAGACUUCGACUUUGCCGCUCGUCAAAAACUUGAAGACAUGCAAUACAGCUUUUAUAGAACGGCUGCUGGUGGAGAGUGGAGCUACCGAAACAACCUUGAGGUCUGGUCUAAGGUUCGGUUCCGACCUCAGCAGCUCAGUGAUGUAACGAAAGUCAACGAAACUUCAAAGACAACCAUCCUAGGUUACGAGUUCUCAGCGCCUAUAUUCAUUGCCCCCGCUGCUCGAGGUGUCUAUGGGCAUGAGCGUGCUGAAUUGAACUUUAUCGACGCGGCAGCUAGCGAGAACAUCCUCUACAUCCCGUCUAUUUAUGCUUCGAAGAGCAUCGAGGAAAUUGCUGCUGGAAAGAAGCAGAACAACAACACUUUGAACGGUCCUCAAGUCACUUUCCAGCAGCUAUAUACCAACGUCAACUUGUCCGUGACAUGGGACCAGAUCAAGCGAGCUGAACAGGCCAACGCAAAGGCUUUAGUAUGGACCGUUGAUGCCCUGGCGGACUCUACUCGCCACCGAGCUGCCCGUUACGACACCACGAAUGCUAACUCCGUCACCUCCAAAAUAGACUGGGAAAUUUAUGAUCAAAUCAGGGACCACACCAAGCUUCCCGUCAUCAUAAAGGGUAUCUCAUCUGUAGAGAAUGCUAUGACGGCAGUUGAGAAGGGUGCCAAGGCCAUCUAUAUCUCAAACCACGGUGGGCGUCAGGUCGAAUACUCCCCAUCCCCGCUUGAGAUUGCCUACGAAAUCCACCGCAAUGCACCGGAGAUUUUCCAGAAGGUCGAGGUGCUCGCUGAUAGCGGUGUACGAUAUGGUACCGAUGUCCUGAAGCUACUGGCUCUCGGUGUCAAGGCUGUCGGUAUGGGGCGGCCUUUCAUGUACGCUAACACCUAUGGUGUCGAAGGCGUUGAGAAGGCAAUUCAGCUUAUGAAGACGGAGAUCGAGCAUGAUGCUGCCCAAAUUGGCAUCAGCGAUAUUCACAAUAUUCCUUCAAACAUCCUGAACUUGCGCCAGCUCGAAAAUGAAGUUUACCUUAUUAAUUCGUAAGCGAUCUUUGUAAGAUAGAAUCCGUAUAGAGAAAAAUAAAAUUGUCAAGGAUGGUAACGUGUUAUAUUGUCAGAACAGAGAAAGAUCUGUUGCAGCUAUAUAGUACUUAACAACACGUAAUAUAAAUAAAGGGAACGAUGAUAAGUUAGGCAGCUA